Messenger RNA from Aspergillus caelatus, 531 nucleotides. RefSeq lists its product as uncharacterized. The coding region runs from base 52 to 450 and encodes 132 amino acids. The transcript has a single exon. Lineage: Eukaryota; Fungi; Ascomycota; Eurotiomycetes; Eurotiales; Aspergillaceae. The record is from RefSeq and is a predicted model, not a curated record.
GGAUGAUGAGGCAUAGCGCGGCGAUGACAAAGAGCGGCCGUGGCAGUGUUGAUGUUUUGUCGUUUUCCCCAAGGCUUUGCUCUUCCCUCUCCUGCUGACCGACUCAAAGAAGCUAAUUUCCACCCAAUCUUCUCCAGCUUAUGGGAUGUUCCCACUUGGAGGCGGUUUUCUUUGCUCGGCACGGCGAAAAGGGACGUGGUGGCGAUAAUUGAACCCUACCAGAUCCAAUUCCCCCGAUUUUCCAGGGACUGGCUUCGAUCCAUUUAUUAUUUUUUUUUCUUUCUUUCUUUCUUUCUUUUUGAAUCAUUCUUACUGGCCAGUGCCUUUUUGUUUACUUACUGGAGUAGUAUACCGAAUUAUCGCCUGCGCUUGCGUCGACCGCUCCAACAGUUCAUGAAACUCGACCCCAAAUCCCUAUCCGUCGUACUAAUCAGAUUGGGUAUUUUGUAGAAUCCUGCAGGGCAUAAUCAAAGUGCAUGGGACGCCUUCUGCGGUGUCAACUUCACUUUUCCCACUCUGACAUGUUUGAUC